CCCCCCCGGGCCCCAAACCAUCCUUUCUACAUAUUCCAAACCAAAGCAAAGCGACCCGUCACGUCACUGAAACAAGCGUCUGCCUCUGCAACACGGCUCAAUCACUACCACCUCGGAUUGCAACGUCAAUUAACAAAGGCCAUCUGCCCCAACUCUUGGUUUACUACGACUUCCACUUCACAAAUCUCAUACACAAUGAAGAUCACUUCUUUGGCGCUCGGGGUCCUUGCGAUGGCCACAUGUACGCUGGCAGCGGAUCCCAAGAAGCACCCCGGCUGGCAGGUACCGUACGAGAACGAGCCUCUGCCUCUCCACGAGACCCCAGAAUGCAUGCAGCGCUGCAUGGAAGAGAAGAAUUGGAAGAUGGGCUUCGACAUCUACACGGUUCCCCGAAUCACGUUCUGCCGGGACGAAUGGGACACAUUUUUCACCUGGUUCACGUACCACGUGGGCUUCUGCUCCAGACCGGCCUGUGGUGGUGCCGAUAAAGAUGGCAACGCCAAGAGAAACGCGGCGUGGAUGUACAAGCUGUGCGGGUUCCCAAGGCAGUCCACGGUCUCGGGCUUGGAGGAUUGGAAGACUCUUCCUCCGGAGGAGUACACGGAGGAUAUGGAGUAAUAGGCAUGGGUCGACGAGGAAGGACUCGAUGGUGACUGAAGGGCAACAUGACGGGUGCCGAGGGAUUUAUAACCCAACCUCAUGGUUUUGGGAAUGCGGGAAGCCGGGAAGCUUUGGAAAUUAGGCAUGGGGAGAGACAUCAACAUCACUACACCACCACACCACUACUAUAUCAACACCUCUGGUCUCUCCUCAGCCUCAACUUUUACUCUGCCGCCACAUAAUGAUAAUAUCAAUCGGUGGUCUCCAAUUGCCGCCAUGUUUUGCAGCCAUGGAUUCCUUUUCGCAUCUUCAUUGCUCUCGUCUGUGCCUCCGUGGGUGAAAAAAUGAUGAGAUAUAACUCUGAUAAUCGGGACAGUAGACGCAUCGCUCCAUGGUGACUUGCGUGAGUCGUGACCAGUCAUUCCCGGUGAGGUGUCGGUGAGUGAGGGGUGACCGGGGAGGAGGGCGAGGGUUGGGGGUGGAUGGGCGAUGGAGUAUUAUUAAGGUACAUUGCCCUG
Colletotrichum navitas is the source of this 1118-nucleotide messenger RNA. RefSeq lists its product as uncharacterized. Lineage: Eukaryota; Fungi; Ascomycota; Sordariomycetes; Glomerellales; Glomerellaceae. The record is from RefSeq and is a predicted model, not a curated record. The transcript has a single exon. The coding region runs from base 196 to 618 and encodes 140 amino acids.